AGAAAGAAAUGGGGAAAAGAAAAGGUCGUCGUCAAUCACAAAAAACCCUAAAUAACGAUAAUAAUAAUAAUAAUUCCAAUUCUAGUGAAGACGAUUCAUUAUUACUCAGAUCAGAGGAUUUAGAUGAAGAAAAAUCAGAAUCAGAUGGAGAGUUUUUCGGUUGUUAUCUGCUGACGUCACUCUGUCCUCGUUAUAAAGGCCACACUUACAUUGGGUUUACAGUGAACCCACAACGGCGAAUUAGGCAACAUAAUGGGGAGUUAUGCAGCGGUGCAUUUAGGACGAAGAAAAAACGUCCUUGGGAAAUGGUACUUUGUAUAUACGGUUUCCCUACAAACGUUGCUGCACUUCAGUUUGAGUGGGCUUGGCAACACCCUGUGGAAUCGUUGGCAGUUAGAAAGGCGGCGGUUGGUUUUAAAUCUCUUGGCGGACUUGCAAAUAAGAUCAAACUUGCAUACACAAUGCUCACAUUGCCAUCCUGGAACAAGUUGAACCUGACUGUAAACUUUUUCUCAACAAAAUACACAACACAUUAUGCUGGGUGCCCUACCUUGCCUAGCCACAUGAGGGUACACGUUCGUUCCAUGGACGAACUUCCAUGUUACACAGAAGGAUAUAAAGACAUAGAAGAUGAUUUGUUUAAAUUUGAAAAUGAUUUGUCGGGUGAUGAAGAAGAAACAGAAAAAAGUGGUGGUUCCAACGAUUUUGAGGCAACAGUUGAAGACGUAACUGUUUCAGUUUCUGCUUCUGUAGAUCAUCACAACAUUGAAGCAGAAGCGACUUGUGUUUCAGAUACUCGAAAUUAUAAACGACCAUUCUGCAAUGAUGAUUUGUGGGAUGAUGAACCUGAAAAAUCUGGCGGAUGUCGUGAAUCGCAGGCAAGGUUUGGAGAUAUAACGAUGUCAGUUCCAGUUUCUUUGGACAAUCACACGAAUGAAAAUAACGCGAUCUGCGUGUCAGAUGAUGAAAAUUAUGAACUACCAUCUUGCAUUAAUAAAUCUCCAGGAAGGUUGUUUGUUAACAUUCCCGAAAGUUCAUUUACUACAGGCUCUGACUAUUGCGGUGUUACUUCUCCAAUAACGGGAAACAAAGAUGGUAAAAAGGAUUGCAUUACGGAUAAAGAUGGGCCCGGAGCCGAAAUUUCUGGCCCAGUUGAGGUGAUAGAUGUGUUUACUCCAUCUCCAGAGUACAGAGCUAAUUUCCGAAGGAAGAAAAGAGCGGUGUCUGCUGUUUGUCCUGAGGUCAUUGACCUGACAGAGUCACCCAUAUGUGUGUAAUUAGUGUUUUUCUAUUGAUCAUAUGUUAUAGUUGCAUACUGUUUUUUUUUUAUUUAGUUAUAAAAUCAACAAUUCAUGUAUGCUUGUACCGUUGAUAUCCAAUAAAAGACUUGUUUACAAUUAA
Erigeron canadensis is the source of this 1401-nucleotide messenger RNA. RefSeq names its product structure-specific endonuclease subunit SLX1 homolog. The coding region runs from base 9 to 1277 and encodes 422 amino acids. The transcript has 4 exons. Gene Ontology annotation, cellular component: Slx1-Slx4 complex. Lineage: Eukaryota; Viridiplantae; Streptophyta; Magnoliopsida; Asterales; Asteraceae. Gene Ontology annotation, biological process: double-strand break repair via homologous recombination. Gene Ontology annotation, molecular function: crossover junction DNA endonuclease activity; 5'-flap endonuclease activity. The record is from RefSeq and is a predicted model, not a curated record.